ACAUCUCCCGCGCCCACGCAACCGAAAACAACCCUCGAUCCUUCCCUCAUCCAUGGCGGACGCACGUAUAUAUACGCCACACUCAUCUCCAUCGAGCAAUAUCUUUCACACGUACGAGUAACCAGGCAGUCAGCAACUCAAGAACACACCAAGCUAGUUAAUCAAGACUGACCAUUGUCCAUUGAGUGCGAGAGAUCGAUCGACAAUGGACGGCGGCGGUUUGAGCGCCGACGUGGGGCGGUCGGUGCGGGUGAUCAUCGAGGGCCAGCCGAGCGCGCAGGGGAUGUUCGCGGCGACGCCGUUCGAGCCGCAGCUGUCGGACUCGCCGCCGCGCUCCAGCGUCGAAUUGGCCUCCCAGCAAGAGCCCUCCUCCUCCUCGUCGUCUUCCUCGUGCAGCGCGCCGGAGAGCUUCGGGCCGGAGCGGAGGCUGACGCUGCUGGCGCUGCGGCUGGCGAUCCUGGAGAAGGCGGCGAGCGGGCUGGGCGCGCUGGGCUUCAUCUGGGCCACCGUCGUCCUCCUGGGCGGCUUCGCCAUCACGCUGGGCCGCGACGACUUCUGGGCCGUCACCGUCAUCCUCCUCAUCGAGGGCGCCCGCAUCUUCAGCCGCAGCCACGAGCUCGAGUGGCAGCACCAGUCCACCUGGUCCCUCUCCUCCGCCGGCCGCUCCUCCUUCCGCCUCGUCGCCCGCUCCUUCCGCUUCCUCCUCAACCUCCGCUCCUCCAAACUAACGCCGUCCCCAUCGUCUUCUUCCUCCGCUAGCACCAAGUCGUCGUGGAGGAGCUGGGGCUUCGUGUCCAGGCACGUCGGCAGGGCCUUCUACUGGCUGCAGCUGGCCUCGGCCACGGCCUGCGUCACGCUCUCGGCGACACGGCUCGUGAAACAGGACUUCGGGGAGGCCAUGGACGCGCGCACCAACCGGCGGUCCGCGCUGGACAUCUUCUACGGGCUGGCGCUGGCCGAGGCGCUGCUGUUCCUGGCGGAGAAGGCCAUGUGGGAGUGGGAGGUGAGCCACGGCCGCCUCCUGGAGCGCGUGGCCGCCGAAUGCCGCCUGGCGGGCGCGCCGGGGCUCCUCGCCGUGCGCCGCUUCUUCUACGACGCAUACUCCCGCUGCGUCGACGGGAGCAUCUUCGACGGCCUCCGGAUGGACCUCGUCUCCUUCGCCGAGGAGCUCCUCGUCGAAGGCUCCCACGACGAGCAACGCAUCGGCGUCGGCAUCCUCGUCAAUGUCGCGGGUUCCCCGCGGCUGGGAGAUGCCGCUCUGCGCCGGGUCGGCACGUCGGGCGCCGUCAUGGAGCGGCUCGUGGAGAUGCUCAGCUGGAAGGGCGUCGCCGAGGCCGGCGCGCGCGCGUCGGCCGCGCUCGUGGUGUCCAAGCUGGCCGGGAAGAAGCGGAACGCGCUGCGCGUGGCCGGGAUCCCGGGCGCCAUCGAGUCCGUGUCGUCGCUGCUCUACGCCGCGGGGGACGAGGAGUGCAACCUCCUGGGCCUCCUCAUCAUCAAGAAGCUCGCGCGCGACCACGACAACUGCUGCAAGAUCGGCAACGCCCGCGGACUCCUCGACAAGAUCAUCGACUUCUCCGCCAUCGAACCAUAUUCUUCUUCUUCUUGUUCAGCCGGGGGUGCCGUGGUGACGAUCACGCCCUCGAGGGCCAAGGCGGUGAAGCGGUCGCUGCAGGUGAUCCGGAUGCUGGCGGACACGACGGGGGGCACGGGGAAGCAGCUGCGGCGGGAGGUGGCGGAGAUCGUCUUCACCGUGAGCAACAUCCGCGCCGUGCUCCAGCACGGCCACGGCCACCUCGAGCUCCAGCGGCUCGGCGCUGAGGUGCUCACCAGGCUCGCCAUGGACGCCGACGCGCGCGAGAAGAUCGGCGGCACGGGGAGCGUCGUCUCCCUCCUCCUCGCCAUGUUCUUCCGCCCAGGGAUUACCGACGAGGGCGACGCCGCGCGCGUCGAGGCCGGCGAGGCGCUCGCCAUGCUGGCCCUCGACAGCACGCGCAACUGCGGCAGGAUUCUCAAUGCCGGGCCGGGCAUCGUGGGCCGGCUCGUGGAAGCCCUGGACGACGAGGUCGUCGGCGUCGGCGCGGCGAGGAUCCUCACGAACCUCUGCGCGUACUCCGGAGAGCGGUUUAUGCAGGAGGAGCUCCGCGGGGUCGUGGCCACGGUGGUGCUGCGGAACGUGAUGGCGAAGAAGACGAAGCCCAGGCUGCUGGAGGUGUCGCUGGGCCUGGCGGCGCAGGCGGUGAAGCUCAUGGCUGGCCCGGGCCCGGAAGAAGACGAGCUGGGCCAGCACCUGGCCCGCGCGGGGGUGAGCGGCGAGGACCUGGUCAGCAGGCUGGUGGCCGUGCUGGCGAGGUACGGCAGCCCUUCGAUCAAGGUGCCCCGGAUCCGACGGUUCGCCGUGGAGCUCGUGAUCGCGAUGCUGAGCACGGGCGGCUCGUCGUGUUGGGCGGAGACGAUGGCGGCGGCGGGGGUGGCGCGGCAGCUUCGGCGCGUGGCGGAGACGACGUCGGAGCUGGAGUGCUUCCACGUGUUCUCCGGCAGCGCCGGGGUCAGCAGGCACGGGGUCAGCCUCUGCGCGCUCGUCGACACGGCGCUCGACCUCAUGGCCGCCGCCGGCCAGUAAGGCUUGCAUGCAGCAGUAUCCGAGCUGGCUGGCUUCAGCUUCACUGCGUGUUGCGUGUUGCGACGUUUGCUGUUGCGUACGGGCGUGCACAUCAGCUGCUGAGUUGGGGAUCGGGCAAGCUUGUCGUGUGCAUCAUUGAUUCUUUCUUUCGAUCAUUCCUACGGAGUGCUCAUAGCCUCAUAGAAUAUUCACACGGAUUUCGAUGCGUAUAUAAAAUAUGUUGCUUCAUUUCUUCGAGUUU
Brachypodium distachyon (stiff brome) is the source of this 2861-nucleotide messenger RNA. RefSeq lists its product as uncharacterized. The coding region runs from base 206 to 2620 and encodes 804 amino acids. Lineage: Eukaryota; Viridiplantae; Streptophyta; Magnoliopsida; Poales; Poaceae. The record is from RefSeq and is a predicted model, not a curated record. The transcript has a single exon.